CCGCGUUAGAGUAAGUGGUCUGAGGAUUUGAGGAAUAAAUAAUAUUAUAUUCUUUGAGCCAGCUGCCAGUCUUAUCAACAAUCUUACUCGAGGUGGUGGUCCGUCACACGCAGCAAACUUUCACUUCAAUACGAACGGGCGAUUUUGAAGGUUAUAUAUUAUAAUAUGGAUAAAGGAAGAGGACUUCAAUAUUUUAUCGCUGGUGCUGUAUCACUGGCCACAGCUACGUUGGGCAUGUCAUCAGCAUGGACCACGCCAGUUAUGCCCAAACUGUUGAACAAUGAAACAGACAUCGAUAUCAAUCACAACCAAAUAUCGUGGAUGCUGAGUUUGUCACCAAUUGGCUUCAUGUGUGGCAGUCUAGUCACCAGGUUCCUGUGUGAUACAAUAGGCAGAAGAAGAUCAAUUCUGGCAAGUGCUGUACCAAUGAUCUGUGGAACGAUAAUAGCGGCAACGGCAAAAAAGGCAUGGCUCCUCUUUAUCAUGAAAUUCCUGUGGGGCUUCAGCACUGGAAUGGUGUCAACUAUAGUCACAAUAUACAUAGCGGAAAUAGCUGAUAAGGAAAUACGCGGACGUCUUGUAGUUAGCACCAGAUUUAUGUUCAACUUUGGCAGCCUCGUCGUCAUGUGCAUUGGCUCGUUCCUUUCUUAUGCUGCUUUGAACUACUGUCUGCUCAGCAUGCCGAUCCUCUACUUCAGCUUUUGCAUUUGGAUCCCAGAAUCCCCGUAUUAUUAUCUGAAGGAAGGAAAAGUGGAGUGCGCUCGAAAGGAAUUGAUAAGAUUGAGAGGCAGUACUGAUGGUCUAGAGGCAGAUCUUGAACGAUUGAGUGCACAAGUGAAGAAAGAAAUGAGCCAUGCUAGCUCAUCUUGGGAAUUGUUCAGGGGAAGGCAAUACCGGAAGGCAAUUAUCAUUGUUGUUGGUUUAAAGUUAACACAAAUUAUGACCGGGACACAGGCAGUGAUCCAAUAUCUGGGAGUUAUAAUGCACGAAAGUAAAGCCGGCAUACCAUUAUACUUGCUUCUCAUUAUAUUUGGAGCUAUUAAGUUCUCUGUUGGUAUAAUGUCAUCAAUGCUAGCCGACAGAGUGGGACGCCGGCCUCUUCUGAUAUACUCCUUCUUUGGCAGCAGCGUAUCUUUAGCCAUCGUGGGAACAUAUUUCUUUCUUCUAGAAGUUCUUUCCAUCAAUAACACAUCCCUUCAACCAUACGGAUUCAUAACGUUUGCAGGCAUCGUAUCUUCGAGCGUCAUAUCAACGUUUGGUUUCAACUCUAUCAUAGGAGUAAUACAAGGAGAGGUGUUCCCUAUGAACGUCAAAGCUGUGGCAAUUACAUCAUUAAACAUCUAUGGAGGUAUUCUAGGAUUCACCGUGACGAAGUUGUUUCAAAAAAUUAAGGAUGCCACAGGCUUGUGCGGAGUGUUUUGGUUUUUCUCCUCGGUUGCGCUGCUGGGGUCGAUAUUUUCGUUCUUUAUCAUUCCUGAAACAAAGGGGAAAAGUUUGAGGGAGAUUCAAGUGAUGCUGCAAGGAGAUGUAUACGAUGCUACCGGGGAAGAACUUAGAGAUAUUAAACGCAAAGAAGUUGAAAGAAAUGAAGAACGAUGAAUAGAUCUGUAGGUAACAAGUAUCGCACAAGAAUUGCAUUCACUAUAACUUAGUACAACAAAUAUUAAAUAAAGACUGAAUAUUAUAAUACAAUUAUUUUGAGCAAGUUUUACUCAAUUUUAAUAAAGCUGACGUAAAGACCAUAGAAGUAGUUAAACAUUUAUGUAAUUUUGAAAAUAAUUUUGUGGCGGAGAAACAUUUAGUCGAGAUUUGUUUUUAUACAUGUGAGGUUUUUUUUAUUCUUUAUUCGGAAUAGCAAACAACUACUACUAAUUAUAGAUGACAAUAAUAUAAAUAAAUUUAACAUAGCGAUAUAAUGAACAAUUAUACGAUAUCAGCAUCUUACUAUGAAAAACAUUUAGUAACACAAGUUAGUCGUUACAACUCUCUAGUAUAAUGUGAUGUAUUCGAGAUAUUCAUUUCGGUAUUCCUAUACCUGCACAACACAAUGUCUCCAAACGUUGGUGAUAUCAAGUAAAUCGUAUUAUCAAUGUAUUAUUGUUGGAUAUAUUUAAUUUUUUUAAACCUUUUUAGUUGUAUUUCAUUUAUUUAUUAUAAUUUAUCGUCGUUUCUGCAAAUGUACAAUAUUGCGGAAGAUCCAACUUCGGAGUUAACUUUGUUUUUCUAGGCCAAACCAAUAUAACGUAUCGUUUCAUUUGUCUCACACACAGGCAAUCAUGUCUUCGUUUGAUAUAAUUAAUGUAGCCCCACAAAAAUGUUUUUUGAGUACAAAACCUCCUCUACGCUGUUACCUCAAUCGUUUUACCGCGAGUCUUCGGGCGUGGAGGCCAAUACACAUACACAAAAUCAAAUAUAUGCCAAGCAUUAAUACCACUAAAACCUUAUUUUUUCUUAGUGGCUAAUGCAUAUAUAAACAAGGUUUCAGAAUGUAUUACAAAAUAAAGUUUCAGAAAUUAUAUUACACGAUUACCUACUGUGUAAAGGCCGUUCCGGUUAGUUAUUUAUGACAAUAUACAAGUCAUAACUAAACAUUAUGAUUGUAUACAUUUUCGACUUGGAGAGAUAAAGAUACAUUCUACUUUAUUUUGAGAUGAAAAUCUUCGAAUUAUGGAGAGAAAAUAUGUGUAUUGUAAUAGAUUGUUAGUAAGGAGUAAUUAUUUGACAUAAGAUGGUUAAGAUUUAACUAAGAUAGAUAAACAAUUUGUUAUUUUAAAGUGAUAUCCUUACUUCUGGGUUAAUUGUACAAAAUAAAUUUGUAACCAAAAUUUAUGACGGAACGCGAGAGGCGCGGCUUCAAGUCCCGCAUCGUUCAUAAAUUUUGGUUACAAAUUUAAUUUGUAUGUUUUAUGAAAUGAAAUGAAAUAAAAUGAUUUAUUUGUAUGAAUCGUGGUAACAUAGUUGUUAACAAUUAAUUGGUGUACAAUACAAUUCGCCAAUAUAUCGGCAUACAAAUGUUUGAUUGACAAUAUUGGAAUUUUUAUAUUUAUACGUCAUUAAUAAACAUUACAUAGCAUUAAUUAAAUAAUAUAAUAUAAAAUAAACAUUAGUUUGUAUGUAUUAUUUUUGGCUAAAGAAUUCUUUUAAACUAUAAAAGCAUUUAUCUAUUAGCCAUAAUUUUAAUUUUUUAUGCAUUAAUGUUUUAGACAUCUCUCUAAUAUUCUUUGGAAGGUGGUUAAGGACCCUAAUACACAUAACAUUUGCGUUAUUUUGAUGAAGCGCUGUUAUACAGUAUGGCAUCAGAAGGCGAGCUGGAUCUCUUAAUCCUAAUAUGGAAUAGUCCUUUGCUGGUUUAAAAAGUUCACCAUGUUUUUAAUAGACCAGUAAGCGUCAACAGACGGUGCUUUUUGAAUAAUGGUCUACACGGUUCUAGAGGACUGACAUUGCAUAAAGCUCUUAUACAUUUUUUAUGUGCCCGAAAAACAUUUGAAAUUAUAGAUUUGUGAAGGUUUUUGACUUAUCGAGCUUCGACUGCCUUUAUUAUUAAGUUAAAUACAUUGUCAUUAAUAAAUACUUAGGCCCUGUUUCACAAUGUACAAGUAAAGUUAAGAAUCGGGUACUUGGGACUUAUAUAUCGAACUCAUCUUUGCAAUUCACAACGUACAAAUAGUUGAAAUAAUAAAUAUAUAUUAUUAGACAAUUAAUAAAAAAUUCGCUAUUUGUCCAUUGUGAAAUAGGCCCUAAGUUAUUUAAUGAAGUUCUACUGUAACAAUUAUUGUGCUCAACAUUUUCAUUAAAAUAAAAAAAAAAUA
Leptidea sinapis is the source of this 3809-nucleotide messenger RNA. Its product is annotated as facilitated trehalose transporter Tret1-like. Gene Ontology annotation, cellular component: membrane. The record is from RefSeq and is a predicted model, not a curated record. Gene Ontology annotation, biological process: transmembrane transport. Gene Ontology annotation, molecular function: transmembrane transporter activity. NCBI's taxonomy places the organism in Eukaryota, Metazoa, Arthropoda, Insecta, Lepidoptera, Pieridae. The transcript has 9 exons. The coding region runs from base 166 to 1599 and encodes 477 amino acids.